Temnothorax curvispinosus is the source of this 580-nucleotide messenger RNA. RefSeq names its product cysteine-rich protein 1-like. Lineage: Eukaryota; Metazoa; Arthropoda; Insecta; Hymenoptera; Formicidae. The record is from RefSeq and is a predicted model, not a curated record. The transcript has 3 exons. Bases 142 to 378 code for a protein of 78 amino acids.
GAGCGUUGCGUUACCUUGCCGGGCUCUCAGACGACUCAGACUCGGGGCCAGUACGCGUCUGACCACGCCGCUGAAAGUAUCUUUCUGUUACACGCACAGCCUCGUCAGGCUAGAAGCCGGUUCUUCACAACAUAUAACGAAAUGCCGAAUUGUCCAAAGUGCGACAAGCCUGUGUACUUCGCCGAGAGGAAGACAUCCUUAGGCAAAGAUUGGCACGGUUCGUGUUUACGCUGCGAGAAAUGCAAUAAGACCUUAACACCCGGGGGUCAUGCCGAGCACGAAGGGAAACCCUACUGCAAUCACCCUUGCUAUUCAGCUCUGUUCGGUCCAGGAGGUUUCGGACGUGGCGGUGCUGAAAGUUAUGUUUACAAUAAAUGAAGUGUAAAUGUAAAAGCAGUAAUGUGUACUUCAAUUAAGACAAUUAUACAAUUUCGAAUGCAAGGAGCAGUUGGACACUUAAAUAUAAAAUAACGAUCAUUCUGGUUAUUUAUGUAUACGUAAAUAUCUCUAUUUUCUACAAGAAUUUCAGGAAUGUAUACGGUAUUAAAUAUAAUAACGGUGCUAUAUAAGAAGAAAAUAA